This is a messenger RNA of Tetrahymena thermophila SB210, 1875 nucleotides long. RefSeq names its product transmembrane protein, putative. The transcript is spliced from 9 exons. Lineage: Eukaryota; Ciliophora; Oligohymenophorea; Hymenostomatida; Tetrahymenidae. The record is from RefSeq and is a predicted model, not a curated record.
AUGAAAAUAUAAGCUUAAUUUAUAAUUAAUCACAGUUAAAAACAGUAUAUUUAGUUAUUUGCUAUUGGAUUCCUAUUAGUAAUAGUGCAAAGCUAAGCCGUAGGAUAAUAAUUCAUUCUUAUCAUUGAAGAAUUGAAUUGUGUAUUAUACGAUCCAAUAGAUGGAAAAUUUGGAGAUCUUAAUGUUAAAUUUUUUGUUGAAAAUGGUGAUUAUGAUGGAAAUGAUAAAUAAACGGUGAGGGAUAAUUUAAAAGACAUGGAACAACUAUAAUAUUAUAUAGAUAAUAACUAAGUUUAUAUCCAAAAUUCUAGAUACGGAUAUGUUUUCUUAAUUUCUUUUGACUUAAGAGUUGAUUUUAAUCAAAUUAGAGAUGAAUCUUAAAAUCCAUAUUUAUCAUUAGAUGGUUUUGUGAAAAAAUAGGGACAAUAUUACUAUUACUUAAUUCCUUAGAAUGGCUAAUUUAUUUGUAUAUAUGCUACAUAAGAAGACUAAACUUACACCUUCUACGAUUUCAGCACUUUUACUGUUUUGUAAACUUCUGGUUAAAUAAAACAAACAAAUAAUAUAAUUUAGAAUUCUCUUGUAAUAUAAAAUAUAAUCAUGGUCUAUCAUGAUAGUGGUGAUUAAAAAAUAAUUUUCAGAUAUAAUAUUCAAACAUAAAAAGUAGAUAUUAUUUAAUCAGAUUGGAAGAACUCAUAAUAUAGGUUUUCAAAUUUAAAUUAUCCUUAUUAAGGAAAAUUAGUUAAUUAUGAUCUUGGAUUUAGUAGAAUAAAGAAGAUUAGUGAUGCAGAAAUAAUGUCUUUGUAAAUUAAAGAAGCUGGAGUUAUAAUCAUUUGGCAUAGAAAAUUUUUUUUAGCCACUUGCAGGGAUUAUUGUGAUGAUUGUUAGUAAGCAAUAAAUAGUCAGUAGUGUUUAUAAUGUUUAUUAAGCUAUUUUCUUUAGCCAGAUAAUAUUACAUGUGAAAAAUCAUGCCCUAGCUUAUCAAUAUAAAAUCAUGCUGAUUUGACUUGUGAUUGCGUUUAAAAUGCAGUCUUAAUAAAUAAUUAAUGUUAGUGCAAAAGUGAGUUUUAAAUGGUUGGAAAUGCAUGUACUUAAUGCUCUAUUCCUAAUUGUGAUUAGUGUAAAGAUUCUAUAGCAUGUAUGAAGUGUAAAUAAGGAUACUAUUUAUUUGAAGACUUCUCUUGCAACACUUGCAAUAUCUCAAACGGUUAUUACAUAAAUGGAUAAAAUUGUUUGAGUUGCUUCCAUUCCUGUUAAACAUGUGAAGGCCCUAAUCAAUAUUAAUGUCUAAGUUGUAAACUUCCAGAUUUUUAUAUGUUUUAAGAUAAGUAAUGCAAAGUAUGUGAUGUUAAUAAUGGCUAUUUUAUCAGUAAUUAAAAUUGUAUUUCUUGUUUUGAACAUUGCAAGACAUGUUUAGAUGCUAAUCAAAAUCAAUGUACAAGUUGUUAUGAAGGUUAUGACAAUAUCAAUAAUUUUUGCUAAUAGACAUUCUUAAAUUAUAAUUCUCAGGUUUUUACUGAAUAAAAGAUAUAAUAGAUUUAACAGUUAUCAUCAUCAACAUCAUCUGUAUUGGUUGUUAGCACUUCCGUUAUGAGCUUAAUUGAAAACAUUGGAUCUAACUCUAGCUAUCGAAUCUUAAUUUCUAGCUUAACAAUAUAAAAAUUAGCUUAUUUAUAUCUUUUGAAUGUAAACUUACCAAAGUAAAUUUACUCUGUUUUAGAAAUUUUGUCAGGUAAAUUAUAUUACUAAACAAUUUAUAAAUAUUUUUUUUAUUUAUUUUCAAUUCAAUAAAUAUAAAAAAUAUUGUAGGAAAAUUACCUUCUUAGUAGUUUAAAUUCUUAAACCUAUUUAGCUAACUAUUAGAUAACUAUUUGA